This is a messenger RNA of Amyelois transitella, 1587 nucleotides long. RefSeq names its product tryptophan 5-hydroxylase 1 (gene Trhn). Bases 1 to 1587 code for a protein of 528 amino acids. Gene Ontology annotation, biological process: aromatic amino acid metabolic process; serotonin biosynthetic process. The record is from RefSeq and is a predicted model, not a curated record. Gene Ontology annotation, molecular function: iron ion binding; tryptophan 5-monooxygenase activity. The transcript has 10 exons. Gene Ontology annotation, cellular component: neuron projection. NCBI's taxonomy places the organism in Eukaryota, Metazoa, Arthropoda, Insecta, Lepidoptera, Pyralidae.
AUGAGCGGAUCAGGAAAGGGCUUACUGGGUUUAUGGCUAUAUAGAAACGGAUCUGAUUGGCAAGUCAAGAACGAGGCUCCGCAUCAUCCCAAAUUAGGGGAAAUUCAAAUGGCGCAACAGCAGGCCAGAACGGAAGGCGAGAGGAUUUCAGUGAUUUUCAGCCUCAAAAAUCAAGUCGGUGGGCUAGUCAGAGCCUUGACUGUAUUUCAAGAUCUGGGCAUAAAUGUUCUUCAUAUUGAAUCGAGGAAAUCCGUCACUGCGACGGCGGCUGCCGACAUAUUAGUGGACGUGGAGUGUGACCCGCGCCGUCUAGAACAACUGCAGAGGAUGCUGAAGCGGGAAGUCCAGGACUUCGAAGUGGUCCCGCCGCAGACCGGGGAAGAGUUCCCGCCGCCGACGCCGCUCUCCGCCGCAGCUAGUUUCGAUUUUGGGGACAUGGUGUGGUUCCCCCGCAAGAUUUCUGAUCUGGAUAGAGCUCAAAACGUCCUCAUGUACGGCUCGGAGUUGGACGCGGAUCAUCCAGGAUUUAAAGACCCGGUCUAUCGCAAAAGAAGGGAACAAUUCGCUGCCAUAGCCAAUAACUACAAAUACGGACAACCUAUUCCCAAGGUACAAUACACUGAGACAGAAAUUAAAACUUGGGGGAUUGUGUUUCGGGAGCUGCACAAGUUAUACCAGAAACACGCUUGUGACGAGUACCUUGAAAACUGGCCGCAACUUGUGAAGUACUGUGGCUAUAGAGAGGACAACUUACCGCAGCUUGAAGACGUCAGCACAUUUCUGAAGAGGAAAACCGGAUUCCAACUGCGUCCAGUGGCUGGCUACCUGUCUCCGAGGGACUUCCUCUCUGGCCUGGCCUUCAGGGUGUUCCAUUGUACGCAAUACAUCCGCCAUUCUUCUGAUCCCUUUUAUACACCAGAACCAGACUGCUGCCACGAACUUCUGGGACACAUGCCACUGUUGGCAAAUCCUAGCUUCGCGCAGUUCUCGCAAGAACUCGGACUGGCUUCCCUUGGCGCAUCUGACGAAGACAUUGAUAAACUUGCCACGCUAUACUUCUUCACGGUCGAGUUCGGCCUCUGUCGUCAAACAGACGGCAGUUUCCGAGUAUACGGCGCUGGCUUGCUGUCUUCAGUAGCCGAAUUGCAACACGCUCUAUGCACUCCUGAGAAGAUUAAACGCUUCGACCCUGAUGUCACCGUGAAUGAGGAAUGUAUUAUCACGUCAUACCAGAACGCGUAUUAUUAUACGGAAUCAUUUGAGGAAGCUAAAGAAAAAAUGAGGGCUUUUGCUGACAGCAUACAGCGUCCAUUUGGAGUGCGGUACAACCCAUACACUCAGAGUGUGGAGGUACUGAGUAAUGCCCAAAAGAUAACUGCCCUCGUGAGUGAGCUUAGAGGCGACAUCUGCAUCGUUUCUUCAGCUAUCAAGAAGAUAUCAGCCCAAGAUUCCACUCUUGACGUUGAAACGAUUGCAAAUAUGUUACACGCUGGAUUACAGGUGAACGAAAGGAGUCCUCAAAGUACUUCAGGAAACAGCUCACCUAAUUCUGAUAGAGGCGCUUCUCCAAGACCAGAACAAAAAUAA